AGCCUCUUUCUAACAAAACACAACGCCGAGAGUCUUCUCAGUAUCAAAGACUAUUAUCAAUAACAUAGAUCAAUUCCGGGGCCCAAUACGGAGAAAGGUAAUUUUAUUUUUCAUAAUAAUCCAUUAACGUGAUCAAGGAUGCUGUGAGGCACAUGGAUCAUGCAUCCGCGUCUUUAGCAGGGCUAACAUUCACAGCAUUAUUGUCGACGUUCAUCUAAGAACAUGUACCAGGAAGGAAUCGCAUGAGAUGGAAUGGUCUUGAUGUGCUGCAUCAUCGCUGAAGCGUUUUUCUGGUUCUUGUUCGGAGCUUGACAUCAGUGGUCCCUAUUUUAGGCUGUGUGAGCAGAGAAUAGUCUCAUUCCAGGAUGGAGGCCUUCAAAAUACUUCCUGUGCUGAAGAAGAAACUGGCCUUUCUGUCAGGAGGCAAGGACAGGCGCAGUGGUUUGAUCCUGACCAUCCCACUGUGCACUGAACAGACCAGCAUGGAGGAGCUCAGUGCCACUCUGGAUUACCUACUGAGUAUUCCCAGCGAGAAGUGCAAAGCUCGUGGUUUCACCGUCAUCGUCGACGGCAGGAAGUCUCAGUGGAAUAUAGUGAAGACUGUUGUUCUGAUGCUGCAGAAUGUGAUCCCAGCUGAGGUCUCUCUUGUGUGUGUGGUGAAACCUGAUGAAUUCUGGGACAAAAAAGUGACCCAUUUUUGCUUCUGGAAGGAGAAGGACAGGCUUGGCUUUGAGGUGAUUCUGGUGUCUGCCAAUAAACUCACACGCUACAUUGAGCCAUGCCAACUUACAGAUGAAUUUGGCGGGAGUCUGGUUUAUGAUCAUUUGGACUGGCUCAACAAAAGAUUGGUCUUUGAAAAAUUCACAAAGGAAUCCACGUCCCUUCUGGAUGAACUUACCGUCAUCAAUGAAAAUGAGAAGGGAAGCCAGGCAGACAAGGACAGGUCUUCAGAGAGCAACAUCAUGCCUUCAUUUGAUCCUGAAACGGUCCUUCAGACUGGACAUGAGUUGCUCUCGGAGCUCCAGCAGAGGCGUUUCAAUGGCUCUGAGGGAGGAGGAGGUGGCACAGCCUGGUCACCCAUGGAUGAUGAGCUGCUGGCUCAGCCUCAGGUGAUGAAGCUCCUGGACUCUCUGAGGGAGCAGUACACGAAGUAUCAGGAAGUUUGCAGACAGCGCAGUAAACGCUCCCAGCUAGAGGAAAUCCAAACCAAGGUCAUGCAGGUUGUGAAUUGGCUGGAGGGUCCUGGCACAGAGCAGCUCCGCACACAGUGGGGGAUCGGAGACUCCAUUCGUGCGUCUCAGGCCCUGCAGCAGAAACAUGAGGAGAUUGAGAGUCAACACAGUGAGUGGUUUGCUGUUUACGUGGAGCUGAACCAGCAGAUCGCAGCACUGCUGAGCGCAGGAGAUGAAGAGGACCUGAUGGAGCUCAAGGGUCUGCAGCAGCAGCUCAGCGACGUCUGCUACCGGCAGGCCAGCCAAUUAGAGUUCAGACAGAACAUCCUUCAGUCUGCCCAUGAGUUCCACAUGACCGCACAAGACUUGUCCCAGCAGUUAGACGGGCUGUUAGGCAUGCUGUGUGCAGACGUCGCCCCUGCAGAUGGAGCUGCGAUCCAGCAAACUCUAAAACAUCUGGAGGAGAAACUCAAGAGCGUAGAGGGUGCCUUGCAAAGCUUAAGAGAAAAAGGCCAAGUACUGCUUGACCAGAUGUCUACCCAGACGUCCUUUUCCUAUGGCAAGGAUGUAAGCAUUGAGAACAAGGAUGUAAGCAUUGAGAACAAGGAUGUAAGCAUUGAGAGCAAGGAUGUAAGCAUUGAGAACAAAGAGAAUAUCGACCAUAUUCACAAUGUCAUGGAGGACAUGCAGCUCCGCAAACAGAGGUGUGAAGACAUGGUUGAUGUCAGGAGACUCAAGAUGCUGCAGAUGGUACAGCUCUUCAAGUGUGAGGAAGAUGCAUCACAGGCGGUGGAGUGGUUAGGAGAGUUGCUCGAUGCUCUGUUGAAGACCCACAUCCGACUGGGAGAUGAUUCACAAGAAACCAAAGUGCUGCUGGAGAAACACAAGAAGUUUGUGGAUGUUGCACAGAGCACCUAUGAUUACGGUCGCCAGCUGCUGCAGGCCACAGUGGUGCUGUGCCAGUCUCUGCGUUGCACCACCCGCUCCUCAGGGGACACGCUGCCCAGACUCAACCGUUUGUGGAAACAGUUCACAGUCACGUCUGACGAGAGGCAGCACAGGCUGGAGAUGGCCAGUGCUUUCCACACAGCUGCGGAGAAGAUUCUGAGAGAGAGCCCUGAAUUAGCCGAGCUGAUGGUGGAUGUGGAGGCAUAUGAAGAGGUGGAGACGGUGGGGAAAGGUCUUCUGGACAGGCUCACUGUGCCAGUCAUUUUCCCUGAUGGGAGCGAGCAGUUCUUCGGCAGUCCGGGCGACAUGGCCCCCUCUGCCGAAAGCAUCCGUGAACGGAUGAAACUAGUGGAGGAAAAGAGAUUCCUACAGGAAGAGGCGGAGCAGCGGUUGGAUGAGGAGGCUCUGGAGACAGGGCCCAGGGAAAGUUGAGAACCCCAUGCACUCUUGCAGGAAGCAUUGCGAUGGUUGCAGCCCGGUCCAGAAGUGACCCCGAUCACCCGCCGUCUCUGUUGUACUCCAUCUCACCAAGCCAUCUUAACUUACCGAGCGCAGUUAAAGAUAGUCUUCACAGGCUCGUGUUGCAUUGCCUGUGUGGACAGCUGAAUAGUAAAUCGACCACACUACUUUGAACUCUCGCCUCCCUACAAAGCUUUACCUUACCUGUCGACUCUUUCUCCUCCCAGUGAGGCGCCUUGUGCUUGUAAUGGUGCUAAUAAACCUAUAGAAUGUACAUAAAGCGGCAUCUUUACCCCAUUUGUACCUGGAGCUCUAGAUUUGUAGGUCUUUCCUGACCGUAAGCAUUGUAUUUACUAUUUCUUUCUUUCAGUUGCUUUCUGUUGAGAAUUACCAAACCUGCUCUCUUGUGCCAGUAUAAA
This is a messenger RNA of Cyprinus carpio (common carp), 2998 nucleotides long. Its product is annotated as SEC14 domain and spectrin repeat-containing protein 1-like. The transcript has 20 exons. The record is from RefSeq and is a predicted model, not a curated record. The coding region runs from base 366 to 2552 and encodes 728 amino acids. NCBI's taxonomy places the organism in Eukaryota, Metazoa, Chordata, Actinopteri, Cypriniformes, Cyprinidae.